UGUCAUUUGUUAGACCUGGAUGUUACAUACUCUAAAAGAGUGUCGAUUAAAAAGUAAUAAUUAUUAUUUUCAAUAUUUUGUUUUUAUUAAUUCAUCAUUGACACACAGUUGUGACAGUUAAAUUUUUCGGAGUAAAAAUUAAACGAAAUUUUUGUUUAGAUUAAUUUAAUGUGUUGUUUAUUAAGCAAGCUUAGCCAUGCUGCUUACGGAUAUUCUGCGCAGAUGUGUCAAAAUAUCUUUGUUUGUCAACUUACGUGGUUCAUAAUAAUGUGAUGAGUAAAAAUCGCAAUAUUUUCUUUUUACUAUUUUAAGAGAAUACUCACUCCAUGAGCAAAAAGUUAUCAACAGUCUUUUCGACCCUAAAUUUUCACAACGAUUGGUAGGUUCAUUUCAGAAUGGCUCAAAUAAAUGAAACCUCUAAAUCUUCGGAAGAUCAUGCUGGAGAUGAACUUCUUUCGUCAGAAGAAUGGAUGAUUAUUGGUGACAAAGAGUCAAGUGAUAAUAUAAGUGUUGACAGUAGCAAAGAAAAUAAUAAAAUUGAUAAUAGUACUGGUGAUAAUGAUGAUAAUAAUGAUGAUGACGAUGACGAAGAUGAUGAAAAAAGUACUGCUGAAGUAGCAAGAGAAGCUAUUCAAGUUCUUGGUGAUCAAGAAUCUGAUAGAAACUUUGGAGGAGAAGAAUCUCUAAUACCUGAAACAUUAAUAGCUGGUCAAUUUCCAGCUUUGAAAGAUGAUGAUUCAGACGGAAUAUCUGUGAUAACGGAAUCUGAAAGAAACGAUGAUAGUAUUUGCAAGUGUAUAACUGAGAUUGUCAAUACAAAGGACAAUGUCUUUUUAACGCCAGCAACUUGUAUUCACAUAGUAAUUGCAUGUCUAUUGGCAGUAUCAAUUGGAUUUGGCAUUGGUUGGUAUGUCAGUUUGGAAAAACCCCAAAUGCCGACAAAUGAUGUUAAUUUUAAACCAGCAAAAAAUGGAAAAUUGCUUAAUGACAUGAAUAAACUAAAUUUAGAUGACUCUCUUGUGAUAUUAAAUUCGAAUCCUGAAUUGGCGUCAGUUGUGUCGAAACACAUUUUGAAUGGAGUACAGAAACCUAUAAUGAAUGACAAAAAUCUCAAUGAGAAUUUUGUACUGGGAGAUAUACUUAAAAAUGUUAAUAUAUUUAUUGAUACACUUUGUACAAUGAUUGACAAUAUGAAUUUUGAUUCUACGGGUUUAAAUUAUAGAUGCAAUUAUACUGCGUUUAAUUUAAUGAGUCUUAAAAAUAACAUAGAAAGUAUUAAUAUGUUAUCUAAAUUAACAGAAGAAAAUCCAAAUCCAAGGUUCCAAGACAAUAUGAAAUCAAGAAUUGAUGAUGUUUCCGUGUCUUUUGUUAAUGAUUUAUCAAGAUCUAUUGAAUCUUCUGUACGGAAAAUGAAUCAAAAACUCAAUAAAAUGAAAUACAAGCUUCAUCAUAAAGUAUGUUUGAUGCAAAAUGCAAUGAAAAAUAACUUGGAUGGAAUGAAACAAAUUAAAGAUCUUGGAAUAAAUUGUACUUUUGAGUUUGAAAAGCAUGGAGCAAAUUUUGAAUUGAAAACAAAAGGAGAGAAAAGAAAUUUGAAGAAACCAGAGAAAGUUUAUUCUCAUCCUAUAGGACCAGAUGUAAAACAGAAAGCUAACUAUAAAAAUAAAAAGGUAGACUCGAACAUCUAUCCAGACAAUAAGCAAUUGAAUGAGAGAAUAAUAAAAAGUCCAGAAGAAAAUAAGGGAUCGAAGCAAUAUAAGAAAAGAAAGAUGGAAAAAAAGUAUAAUGAUAAAAAUUCAUCUGAGUAUAGUGAAUUAAAGGUAUCUGAUUAUAUUGAUGAAGAUUUAGAAAAAUCAAUUCAAGAUACAUCUCAAAUGAAAUAUCAUAAAAAUGAAGAUGAUUGGAAGAAAUAUGCUAAAAGAGAUUAUGAAAAUACAUGCCACACAAAGCCAUGUAUGAAUCAAAAAAAUAAAGAUAGAAAGUAUUCUCAAGAGAGAAGUAAUGGUAAUUGGCAAUUUAAAAGAUCUGAGGGGCGUGAUAAUUGGAGAACAGAAAAAAAAGCUGAUGUUGAAACUAUUUCGUGGGAUCAUGAGCGUUCUAAGGCUCGUGAAAGUGCAAGAUUAAAAUAUUGAUUUUUUAUUAAAAUGACUAAUGUGACUUAUGUUCGUGUAGUUGAAAUAAGAAAUAUAAAAAAGAUUAAAUUAUAUUUAAUAAUUAGGUAAUAGAAAAAUCAAACGUUCAAAAUAACCAAUGCAAAUUUAAACUACUAACAUACAAUUGUAUUAUAAACAAAAUAAAUUAUGUGUUUCGGUAAUGUAUCAUCAGUAUUGAACACUGGAAUCUCCAGAAAAUUUUAUAAUUAUUACCUAAAA
Chelonus insularis is the source of this 2372-nucleotide messenger RNA. RefSeq lists its product as uncharacterized. The record is from RefSeq and is a predicted model, not a curated record. Bases 396 to 2132 code for a protein of 578 amino acids. The transcript has 7 exons. Lineage: Eukaryota; Metazoa; Arthropoda; Insecta; Hymenoptera; Braconidae.